CGCCACCCCUCCCCCUAGUCUACCCUUGCGCGCACACGCAAAGUCAUUCAUUGUAUCGGUGUCGAGUUGAAACGGGGAUUUUCAGCGAAGUAAGUCCUGGGAAUAGACUACUAGCCGUCUAAACAAGCAUGGCAGCAAUUCGUAAGAAGCUGGUGAUUGUGGGAGAUGGUGCUUGUGGGAAGACAUGUCUGUUGAUAGUCUUCAGUAAAGACCAGUUCCCUGAGGUCUAUGUACCCACUGUAUUUGAGAACUAUGUGGCUGACAUUGAGGUGGACAGCAAGCAGGUGGAGUUGGCUCUGUGGGAUACCGCUGGCCAAGAAGACUACGACAGGCUUCGCCCCCUCUCCUACCCCGACACUGACGUCAUUCUCAUGUGCUUUUCCAUUGACAGCCCAGACAGUUUGGAGAACAUUCCAGAAAAAUGGACUCCGGAGGUCAAACACUUCUGUCCCAAUGUUCCCAUCAUCCUUGUGGGCAACAAGAAGGAUCUGCGCAACGAUGAACACACACGCCGUGAGCUGGCCAAAAUGAAACAGGAGCCAGUGAAGCCAGAGGAGGGCCGAGACAUGGCCAACAGGAUUGGCGCGUUCGGCUACAUGGAGUGCUCAGCCAAGACGAAGGACGGAGUGCGGGAGGUGUUUGAGAUGGCUACCAGAGCGGCACUACAAGCCCGAAGGGGAAAGAAGAACAGUAAAUGUCUCCUGCUGUAGACUGCAUGACAGGACUCUGUCCCUUUACCAGGGGCUCUGACAAGUGUGUGGAGAGAUGAAGGGGGUCAGAGAAGCACCCGUUUACAUCCAACUAAACUCUGACCCCUCCUCCUACCACUACUCACCCACCAGCCAAUCGCUGGAGCUCGCCUCUUUGCUUUGGGAGACUAUCCCAGAUCUAACUUUUUUUACUCAUCUUAUUUUUUAUUUUAUUUUUAAAGUUAUGGAAAACAUUUAUCAGUAUUUAAAAUUGGAGGUGAGGGGAGAACCUGGGACUGCUUUUUGUUUUAAAAUGCUUUACCUUGAUAUUUGUGGUUUCAUUACCAUCUUCCACCUGCCAAAUGCUGUCGUUGGGGCAGGUAGGCUCUGGACUGCCAGUCAAGUGCUAUGCCUGCCUGGACUCCGUAUGCUGGCUGCUUUCCGUUUAUUUGUUUGUUUGGAACACAAACAGGGCUGAUAACUGCUUUAAGUCUAGUCUCCUAUGUAAAAAAAAAAAAAUGUUUUUGGAUGUGAAGUGUUGAAACAAAUAAACAGGAAAACAUGCUGUAUGCAAAUCUGUAAAUAAAAGACGUGGGUAUAUUCAUACACACACGUACAUGACUGGAAACUGUAUUUGUAAACUAGCCUUGGGUACAAUGUGUAAUAAAUUACUUUCUAUAACACAUUU
Messenger RNA from Esox lucius (northern pike), 1377 nucleotides. RefSeq names its product ras homolog gene family, member Ab (gene rhoab). The coding region runs from base 129 to 710 and encodes 193 amino acids. Gene Ontology annotation, biological process: small GTPase-mediated signal transduction; stress fiber assembly; cell migration. The transcript is spliced from 5 exons. Lineage: Eukaryota; Metazoa; Chordata; Actinopteri; Esociformes; Esocidae. The record is from RefSeq and is a predicted model, not a curated record. Gene Ontology annotation, cellular component: cleavage furrow; dendritic spine. Gene Ontology annotation, molecular function: GTP binding; GTPase activity.